Globicephala melas (long-finned pilot whale) is the source of this 2702-nucleotide messenger RNA. It is a transcript of the gene PRKCB, whose product is annotated as protein kinase C beta. Gene Ontology annotation, biological process: peptidyl-serine phosphorylation; intracellular signal transduction. Lineage: Eukaryota; Metazoa; Chordata; Mammalia; Artiodactyla; Delphinidae. Gene Ontology annotation, cellular component: cytoplasm; nucleus. The record is from RefSeq and is a predicted model, not a curated record. Gene Ontology annotation, molecular function: diacylglycerol-dependent serine/threonine kinase activity; ATP binding; zinc ion binding.
UCGAGUGGCUGCAGCUGGGCGAGUGACAGCCCCAGCUCCGCGCGCCGCGGCCGCCAGAGCCGGCGCAGGGAAAGCGUCCGCGGCCCCGGGCGGCAGAGCGGCCGCCUUCUCCCGCGCCUCCCGGGCCCGCAGCCCGCGCUACCGCGGCCCCUGGCCGGCACCUCUCGGGCUCCCGCUACCCGCGCGCAAGAUGGCUGACCCGGCUGCGGGGCCGCCGCCGAGCGAGGGCGAGGAGAGCACGGUGCGCUUCGCCCGCAAAGGCGCCCUCCGGCAGAAGAACGUGCACGAGGUGAAGAACCACAAAUUCACAGCCCGCUUCUUCAAGCAGCCCACCUUCUGCAGCCACUGCACCGACUUCAUCUGGGGCUUCGGGAAGCAAGGAUUCCAGUGCCAAGUCUGCUGUUUUGUCGUGCACAAGCGGUGCCAUGAGUUUGUCACUUUCUCCUGCCCAGGUGCUGACAAGGGUCCAGCCUCCGAUGACCCCCGGAGCAAACACAAGUUCAAGAUCCACACGUACUCCAGCCCCACGUUUUGUGACCACUGUGGGUCGCUGCUGUAUGGACUCAUCCACCAGGGGAUGAAAUGUGACACCUGCAUGAUGAACGUCCACAAGCGCUGCGUGAUGAACGUCCCCAGCCUCUGCGGCACAGACCACACGGAGCGCCGCGGCCGCAUCUACAUCCAGGCCCACAUCGAGAGGGAGGUCCUUAUCGUUGUCGUAAGAGAUGCUAAAAACCUUGUACCUAUGGACCCUAAUGGCUUGUCAGAUCCUUACGUGAAACUGAAACUGAUUCCUGAUCCCAAGAGUGAGAGCAAGCAGAAGACCAAAACCAUCAAAUGCUCCCUCAACCCGGAGUGGAACGAGACAUUUAGAUUCCAGCUGAAAGAGUCGGACAAAGACAGAAGACUGUCUGUAGAGAUUUGGGAUUGGGACCUGACCAGCAGGAAUGACUUCAUGGGAUCUUUGUCAUUUGGGAUUUCUGAGCUGCAGAAAGCUGGUGUUGACGGCUGGUUUAAGUUACUGAGCCAGGAGGAAGGCGAGUACUUCAACGUACCUGUGCCACCGGAAGGCAGUGAGGGCAAUGAGGAACUGCGGCAGAAAUUUGAGAGGGCCAAGAUCAAUCAGGGGACCAAGGCUCCUGAAGAAAAGACGACUAACACCAUAUCCAAAUUUGACAACAACGGGAACAGGGACCGGAUGAAACUGACCGAUUUUAACUUCCUGAUGGUGCUUGGAAAAGGCAGCUUCGGCAAGGUCAUGCUCUCAGAGCGGAAGGGCACAGAUGAGCUGUACGCCGUGAAGAUCCUGAAGAAGGACGUGGUGAUUCAAGACGAUGACGUGGAAUGCACGAUGGUGGAGAAGCGGGUGCUGGCCCUGCCCGGGAAGCCGCCCUUCCUGACCCAGCUGCAUUCCUGCUUCCAGACCAUGGACCGCCUGUACUUUGUGAUGGAGUAUGUGAAUGGUGGCGACCUCAUGUACCACAUCCAACAAGUGGGCCGGUUCAAGGAACCUCACGCUGUAUUUUAUGCUGCGGAAAUUGCCAUUGGUCUGUUCUUCCUACAGAGCAAGGGCAUCAUUUACCGAGACCUGAAACUUGACAAUGUGAUGCUGGAUUCCGAGGGUCACAUCAAGAUCGCUGAUUUCGGCAUGUGUAAGGAAAACAUCUGGGACGGAGUGACAACCAAGACCUUCUGUGGCACUCCAGACUACAUCGCCCCUGAGAUAAUUGCUUAUCAGCCCUAUGGGAAGUCCGUGGAUUGGUGGGCAUUCGGAGUCUUGCUGUAUGAGAUGUUGGCUGGGCAGGCACCCUUUGAAGGGGAGGAUGAAGAUGAACUCUUCCAGUCUAUCAUGGAACACAACGUGGCUUAUCCAAAGUCCAUGUCCAAGGAAGCUGUGGCCAUCUGCAAAGGGCUGAUGACCAAACACCCGGGCAAACGCCUGGGUUGUGGACCUGAAGGUGAACGUGACAUUAAAGAGCAUGCAUUUUUCCGGUAUAUUGACUGGGAGAAACUUGAACGCAAAGAGAUUCAACCCCCGUAUAAGCCGAAAGCCAGAGACAAGCGAGACGCCUCCAAUUUCGACAAAGAGUUCACCAGACAGCCUGUGGAACUCACGCCUACUGAUAAACUCUUCAUCAUGAACUUGGACCAAAAUGAAUUUGCUGGCUUCUCCUAUACUAACCCAGAGUUUGUCAUUAAUGUGUAGGUGAAUGCAAACUCCAUUGUAAGCCUGGAGUACAAGACUUCAGGGCGAGUGUAUGUAUCUAUUCUAGUCUUCCAGGAUUCAUGGUGCAUAUGCUGGCAUUCCACACGUGGAGAGCUUGUCCUAGAGGGCUUUUCUUUGUAUGUGUAGCUUGCUAGUUUGUUUUCUACAUCUGAAAAUGUUUAGUUUAGAGUAAGCGCUUUAUCCAGUUGUAGAGGUACAAUUUUCCAAACUGCCAGAAACUCAUCAAAUGAACAGACGAUAUCAGAACUACUAUGUCUGAUACCAAAAUGCUUCAGCAUUUGUAAUUUUUAAAGUCAGAAGCUAAUGUUCAUGGUAAAAGUUUUUACAGUUAUUCUAUGAUAUCCCCCUUGAAUGCUAAGCAUGACUGGUAUUUUUAAAUUGUGAGUAAGCUUUGCAGUUACUGUGAACUCUUGUCUCUUGGAGGAAAUUUUUUGUUUAAGAAUUGAUAUGAUUAAACUGAGUUAAUAUAUGCAAA